AUGAACGUAGAAAAGCUAAAGAAGAUGGUCGGUGCUGUUCGCACCGGUGGGAAGGGUAGCGUUAGAAGAAAGAAGAAAGCGGAUCAUAGAACAAACACAACAGACGACAAAAGGCUGCAAACCACUUUAAAAGGAAUAGGAGUAAAUUCAAUACCAUCAAUUGAGGAAGUUAAAAUCUUUAAAGAUGAUAUUGUUAUUCAUUUCUUGAACCCAAAAGUUCAAGCUGUUGUUGCUGCCAAUACUUGGGUCGUUAGCGGCUCUCCGCAAACAAAAAAAUUGGAAGAUUUUUUCCCGGGCAUUUUGGAUCAGUUGGGCUCCAAUGCUUUGUAA
This is a messenger RNA of Helianthus annuus (common sunflower), 330 nucleotides long. Its product is annotated as basic transcription factor 3. The transcript has a single exon. Gene Ontology annotation, cellular component: nascent polypeptide-associated complex; cytosol. The record is from RefSeq and is a predicted model, not a curated record. Lineage: Eukaryota; Viridiplantae; Streptophyta; Magnoliopsida; Asterales; Asteraceae. The coding region runs from base 1 to 330 and encodes 109 amino acids.